AUGACUUCAAUGGAUAGAUGUAUUCUCCCCGACGUGGUGAAACCCGUCAACUACCAUGUAUCUCUGUUUGACCUCGAACUUGGUGGCUCUUGGGUUUACAAGGGCAUUGUCAAAAUAGAUGCUCAAGUUACCAGUUCCACCAAGGAGAUAGUGCUGAAUUCGAAGGAGAUCAAGGUCCAAAACGCAGAAAUAUUUGGAAGAGAUGGAACCAAAUUAUCGAAGGCAUCUGAUAUAACGUACGACAAGAAGUCAGAACGAGUGAUUUUCAAGUUCCAGGAAGAAGUUUCUCCCUCUGACAUCGUGUUGUCUAUCACUUUUACGGGAACUAUGAACAGUGCGAUGGCCGGCUUUUAUCGUUCAAAAUAUAAGUCUGUUGUAGAGCCGGCUGGCGACACGCCAAACGAGGAUGGCUUCCACUACAUGUUAAGCACUCAGUUCGAGUCCUGUGAUGCUCGUAGGGCUUUCCCUUGUUUUGAUGAACCGAAUCUUAAAGCUACUUUUGACUUUGAGAUUGAAGUCCCCAAAGGACAAACGGCUCUUAGCAACAUGCCAGUUAAGUCCGAGAGGGAAAGCAGCAACCCGGGUCUGAAGGUUGUCUCGUUCGAAAGAACUCCAGUGAUGAGCACAUAUCUUCUCGCUUGGGCAGUUGGGGAUUUUGAGUACGUUGAAGCUAUGACCGAGCGAAAGUAUAAAGGGCAAAGCAUACCUGUUCGCGUCUACACAACGAAGGGCCUGAAAGAGCAAGCCCGAUUUGCAUUAGAGUGCGCCCACCGCACUGUGGACUACUUUUCCGAGGUCUUUGAGAUAGAGUAUCCCUUGCCCAAGGCUGAUCUACUUGCGGUCCACGAAUUUGCCAUGGGGGCUAUGGAGAAUUGGGGUCUUGUCACUUAUCGGACAACUGCUGUUCUUUUUGAUGAAGGGCGAUCUGAUGCGCGGUAUAAAAAUCGCAUAGCUUAUGUUGUUGCGCACGAACUGGCUCAUCAAUGGUUUGGUAACCUUGUAACAAUGGAUUGGUGGAAUGAACUAUGGUUAAACGAAGGUUUUGCGACUUGGGUUGGUUGGUUAGCAGUCGACCGUUUUUAUCCCGAAUGGAAUAUAUGGUCUCAAUUUGUCGCUGAAGGCGUACAACAAGCAUUCCAACUCGACUCCUUACGUGCGUCCCACCCAAUAGAGGUCCCCGUGAAGAAUGCUCUAGAGGUCGACCAGAUUUUCGAUCACAUUAGCUACCUUAAAGGUAGCUCGGUGAUUCGAAUGCUGAGCAAUCAUCUUGGCCAGGAGACUUUCCUUCGCGGGGUAGCUAUGUAUCUCAAAGCUCACGCAUACGGCAAGUUAUCAAGCAACGCGACUACCAAUGACCUUUGGUCCGCCCUCAGCAAAGUUUCCAAUCAGGAUAUCAAUAGCUUCAUGGACCCGUGGAUACGGAAAAUCGGAUUCCCUGUCGUUAACAUAAAAGAAGAGUCUGGACAAAUAAGUAUUCGACAAAGCCGCUUCCUCUCAACAGGAGAUGUGAAACCAGAAGAGGAUGAAACAACGUGGUGGAUUCCACUUGGGAUUAAAUCAUGUUCAAAGACAGAAGCUAUAAAUUCUCGUGCACUUGUCUCUAAAGCCGACACUAUUCAAGGUGUCGGUCAAGAUUCAUUCUAUAAGAUCAACACGGACCUUUCAGGUUUUUAUCGGACAAAUUACCCAGCAGAUCGAUUGUCGAAAUUGGGUCAAUCUUUGGAAUUACUGAGCACUGAAGACAAGAUUGGUUUAAUAGGCGACGCCGCCGCUCUUGCAAUGUCUGGAGAGGGCAGCACUGCAGCUCUAUUGGCCCUCCUAGAAGGGUUCAAGAUGGAGAAAAAUUACUUGGUUUGGUCUCAGAUCGCUUCUUCAGUUGCAAGCCUACGAUCUGUUUUUGCUCAGAAUGAAUUAGUAGCCACAGGCCUGAAGAGGUUUGCUCUUGAAUUGGUGUCUUCUGUUACAGAACAAUUUGGUUGGGAGUUUAAGCCAGAUGAAGACUAUCUUACUGUUCAACUCCGGAAGCUUUCGAUUGGCAUGGCCGGCCUUGCGGGCGAUGAGAAAACUAUUACUGAAGCUAAGCGGCGUUUCAAGCUCUGGGCCAAUGGCAAAGACAUGAGUGCUAUCCACACAAAUUUACGCUCUGCAGUCUUCGGCAUCGCAAUAUCAGAAGGAGGCCGUGAUGAGUACGAGUCCGUCAAAGAAGAAUAUCUCCAGACAGAUUCCGUGGAUGGCAAGGAGAUCAGCCUGGCAGCUCUUGGACGCACUACAGAUUCUGAAUUGGUUAAGGAUUAUCUGGACUUUGUGUUUUCAGACAAAGUGGCAAUUCAGGACGUGCAUAGUGGCGCUGUUUCUUUGGCUGCAAACUCUAAGGUUCGGCAUCUACUAUGGGAGUAUAUGAAGAACAACUGGAUGGCUGUUGAAACUCGCCUAUCAGCAAAUAAUGUUGUCUUUGAGCGCUUUGUGCGAAUGGGGCUUUCAAAAUUUGCAGACUACCAAAUUGCUUCGGAUAUCUCUUCCUUUUUUCAGGGAAAAGACACUAGCGCUUAUGAUCGUGCUUUAGUGAUUGUUUCGGACAACAUUCAUACUAAUGCACGCUACAAGGAAAGGGAUGAAAAGCAGGUUCUGGAAUGGCUGCAAACUCGUAAAUAUGUCUGA
Molecule: messenger RNA, 2658 nt
Organism: Aspergillus tanneri
Lineage: Eukaryota; Fungi; Ascomycota; Eurotiomycetes; Eurotiales; Aspergillaceae
Product: M1 family metallopeptidase
Exons: 12
Coding region: 1-2658 (885 amino acids)
Biological process (GO): peptide catabolic process; proteolysis
Cellular component (GO): cytoplasm
Molecular function (GO): metalloaminopeptidase activity; peptide binding; zinc ion binding
Source: RefSeq, a predicted model, not a curated record